This is a messenger RNA of Triticum aestivum (bread wheat), 1761 nucleotides long. Its product is annotated as farnesyl pyrophosphate synthase. The coding region runs from base 229 to 1164 and encodes 311 amino acids. The record is from RefSeq and is a predicted model, not a curated record. Gene Ontology annotation, biological process: trans, trans-farnesyl diphosphate biosynthetic process. Gene Ontology annotation, cellular component: cytoplasm. Lineage: Eukaryota; Viridiplantae; Streptophyta; Magnoliopsida; Poales; Poaceae. The transcript is spliced from 6 exons. Gene Ontology annotation, molecular function: nucleic acid binding; RNA-DNA hybrid ribonuclease activity; (2E,6E)-farnesyl diphosphate synthase activity.
GGGUCUCCGGCUAAUGGCCGAGCAUAAAGAAAAAAAAACAGACCACCGGAGACGGAGAGCAAAAACAAGACGCGCGGCGCGACGUGCCGAGUGCCGUGCCGCAGGACGCGCGUCACAUCCGGGUCCUCUCUGAAACCAGCGCAACAACGUCCCUGGUCCCCGCGGAAAUAAGUAAAAACCGGAUAAAUCAAGAUCGGCACACGCUCGCCGGCCGCCACACACGCACCCAUGGCCGCGGCGGCGCAGGGCGAAGCGAGCACGGGCACGACGGCGGCGACGUUCCGGCGCGUGUACGAGACCCUCAAGGCCGAGCUUCUCCGGGACGACUCCUUCGGCUUCGACGACGACGCCCUCCGAUGGAUCGACGCCAUGUUGGACUACAACGUGCUUGGUGGAAAGCUGAACCGCGGCUUGGCUGUUGUUGAGAGCUACAAAUUGUUGAAAGCAGGAUCCGAACCAAGCGAGGAGGAAGAGUUCCUUGCUUGCAUUCUUGGCUGGGGCAUUGAAUGGCUUCAGGCUUAUUUCCUCAUUCUUGAUGAUAUUAUGGAUAAUUCCCAAACUAGGCGAGGAAAACCAUGUUGGUAUAGGCUUCCAAAGUCCCUCCAAAGGUGCAUGUUUUUAACUGGAGUGCUGCAUGGGAUUGUACCGUGCUACUGUACUUUAUCCGAUCGUCAUAUGAACACUCCAGUUAUUUGUCCUGUGUGCCGUACUGAUCCAGAGGAUCUUCGGCAUAUGUUAUUCUUUUGUGACAGAGCAAAAUCAGUGUGGAAGGAACUGGGUUUGAGUGAAACUAUUGAAGCUGCAGCGACCGAUGAGCGUUCUGGUUCAGUCAUUUUGGAACGUCUGUUGUGUGCUGAAAUCUCUGGAGGCAACAUCCCAAUUGCUAAUGGAAUUGAGAUGAUUAUGGUGGCUGGAUGGUACUUAUGGUGGGAUCGCCGGAAAAUUUCUCACAAGGAAACCUGCGGUUCAGCAGCUCGAUCAGCCAUGAGCAUUAGAGGUGCUACUGGUGCAUUGAUACGAGACUGUACAGGGGCGUUUAUUGCUGCUUCCUGCUCGUACAAGAUACACGCCAUGGAUGCGGCCACGAUGGAAGCGCAAGCGUUAUUGGAAGGCUUGCGUCUAGCCGAUGAUAUGGGGGAUUUUCUCUGUUGCCAUCGAAUGUGAUUCUUUGAAGAUUGUUCAAGCUAUACUGGACCCAUCAGAGUACCGUGCUUCCGCAGCGGUGGUUACAGAUGACUGUCAAAAGUUGAUGAAUUCUUUUGCCAGGGCGACGAUAGAGCACUGUGCUCGGGAAAGCAAUGCUGCUGCGCAUUGUCUUGCUCGAGCGAGUUACAGGGGCAAACGUACUGGGGAGUGGCGGGAGCCCCCCCCCCCCCCCCCCGCCCCCCUGAUUUCUUAAUAUCCUCUCUCUUAACAGACAUGUUUAUUGUUUAAUAAAGGUCGCCGAAGUUCAAAAAAGAAGAUCUUUUAGAUCACUAAAGUAGUGAUCUAAAAGAUCUUAUAUUAGUUUACAGAGGGAAUACUUUAACUAAUUCAAGACUUGAGUAAAUAUAAACAGUCAUGACUCGACUCUAAUAUCACAGGAGGAAGUAGGUCACUAGCUAGAUACAGAUACCCUCAUGGUAUUGACUUCCUUAUGUAAAUAGACAGAUUAAUAUUAGUAUUUGUUUAGCAGAAGAAACUAUUACACAUCAUUAUUUGGGUUUAGUUCUUUAGUUGACUUUGAUGAUUUAUUACAGUCUGCUAGUGGCUUUUCCCCCU